CCAACCUGUGUUUCUUUCUUCUUGGAAGCUCCCCCCCUCCUCCCUCUCUUUCUCUCUCCUCCGAGAAAGGAAAAAGCACCACUUCUCUCUCUAAGAUCCCCCCAUUCUCGCUGAAGGUUUAUGCGCUUUUUCUUCUUCAUAUCUUCUUCUUCAACAAGGCGACUUAAUACGUAUACAUGCGUUUGCAUAAGUGUUGUGUUGUGUGUUGGAGAUAGAAGAGAAGGUUUGUUUUGAGAAUUUGGGUCUUUGGGUUUUUUUUUUUUGUUCCUUCAGUUUCUUCAACCGCUAUUGCUCAAUGACCCGAAUUGGGGUCGAAUCGAAAACCUUACUAGACUUCGUCUGUGAUGACUCUUGAUACUAGUGGAUGGCUCGAUUUCAUUCUCAAUUCGUCUUCUUCUUUGUCCUUGUUGCGGGUUUUGCCGUAAACCCUAGUUCAAGCUAUCGAUUCACCAUUGUGGAACCGAUUUCGGGUUCUGAUUCGGAUUUGAACUCGGAUUCAGAGUCGCUACUUUUCCAUCAGGAUUACUCUCCGCCUGCUCCGCCACCGCCACCACCGCACGGACCGUCGGUAUCUUGUAGCGAGGAUCUCGGCGGCGUUGGGUUUUUGGAUACUACUUGUAAGAUUGUCGCCGAUUUCAACCUUACGCACGAUGUGUAUAUAGCUGGGAAGGGUAAUUUUAUCAUCCUGCCUGGUGUUAAGUUUCACUGCCCCAUCCCUGGUUGCUCUAUAGCUAUCAAUGUUUCUGGUAACUUCUCUUUGGGUGCGGAAUCUACAAUUGUUGCUGGGACAUUGGAGCUUGCAGCUGGUAAUGCUAGCUUUGCUAACGGGUCGGCUGUGAACACCACGGGUUUAGCUGGGAACCCUCCUCCACAGACUAGUGGCACGCCGCAGGGGAUUGAUGGUGCUGGUGGUGGACAUGGUGGUAGAGGUGCUUGCUGUUUAACUGACACUAAGAAGCUUCCUGAAGAUGUGUGGGGAGGUGAUGCAUACUCGUGGUCCACUCUACAGAUGCCGUGGAGCUAUGGUAGUAAAGGAGGGUCAACGAGCAGAGAGAUUGAUUAUGGAGGAGGAGGAGGUGGGAAAGUGAAAAUGGAUAUUCUUCAGUUUCUGGAUGUUAAUGGAAGCAUUUUGGCAAAUGGAGCUUAUGGAGGAGCCAAAGGCGGUGGUGGGGCUGGUGGCAGCAUCUACAUCAAGGCAUACAAGAUGACUGGAAUUGGACUGAUCAGUGCAUGUGGUGGGAGUGGUUAUGGUGGUGGGGGUGGUGGAAGAGUAUCUGUCGAUAUUUUUAGCAGGCAUGAUGACCCAAAGAUCUUUGUGCAUGGCGGAUACAGUAUCGGUUGUCCAGAUAACUCAGGCGCUGCUGGGACGCUAUAUGAUGCUGUUCCCCGAAGCCUUUUCGUUAGUAACUACAAUAUGACGACAGACACUUAUACGCUUCUCUUAGAAUUUCCCUUCCAGCCACUUUGGACCAAUGUUUAUAUUCAGGAUAAAGCACGAGCAACUUGUCCUCUGUUAUGGAGUCGUGUCCAGGUUCAAGGACAAAUUAGUUUACUAUGCGGUGGUGUUUUGAGCUUCGGAUUAGCUCAUUAUGGUACAUCGGUAUUUGAGUUAUUGGCGGAAGAACUCUUAAUGAGUGAUUCUACUAUCAAGGUUUAUGGGGCAUUAAGGAUGACUGUCAAGAUGUUCUUGAUGUGGAAUUCAGAAUUGCAUAUAGAUGGAGGAGGAGGAGAUACAAGUGUUUCCACUUCCAUACUUGAGGCUAGCAAUUUAUUCGUUCUUAGGGGAUCAUCUGUCAUUCGGUCAAAUGCAAAUCUUGGAGUCCAUGGACAAGGUUUCUUGAAUCUAACUGGACCAGGGGAUUCGAUUGAAGCACAACGGCUUGUUUUGUCUCUGUUUUACCGGAUAUAUGUUGGGCCUGGGUCUAUUUUGCGUGCUCCUCUACAGAAUGCGUCUCGAGAUGCUGUUACACCAAAGCUCUAUUGUGAACGGCAAGAUUGCCCUUAUGAACUACUGAAUCCUCCAGAGGAUUGCAAUGUCAAUUCGUCUCUGUCCUUUACCCUACAGAUAUGCCGAGUUGAGGAUAUUCUCGUCGAAGGUUUCAUUAAAGGAUCAGUAGUUCAUUUCCACCGAGCAAAAACUGUAACCCUUCAACUCUCUGGGGAGAUAAGUGCCAGUGGAAUGGGUUGUAGAGGUGGCGUAGGUGAAGGUAAAUUGCUUGGAAAUGGCAUUGGCAGUGGUGGUGGGCAUGGUGGUAAAGGAGGGCGUGUAUGUUACAAUAACAGCUGUGUUGAAGGUGGAAUUACAUAUGGGAAUGCAAAUCUCCCUUGUGAGCUUGGCAGUGGAAGUGGUGACUAUAGCCCUGGUUAUUCAUCGGCUGGUGGUGGUAUUGUAGUGAUAGGUUCAAUGGAGCAACCUCUAUCUGGUUUAUCACUUAAAGGCUCUAUUAGGGUUGAUGGAGAAAGUGUCAAACGUUUGAGUAGAGAUGAAAACGGUUCUAUUCUAGCACCUGGGGGUGGCUCUGGUGGAACAGUCCUUUUGUUCCUGCGUUAUCUUAUGUUAGGAGAGUCGUCUCUUCUCUCAAGUGGUGGUGGGUCUGGCAGUCCUGCUGGUGGUGGCGGCGGUGGAGGUGGGAGGAUUCAUUUUCAUUGGUCAAACAUUCCCACUGGAGACAUAUACCAGCCAAUUGCUAGUGUAAAAGGAAUAAUUCAUGCACGAGGGGGAGCGGCAGUAAAUGAUGGGUUUUUUGGCAAAAAUGGCACAAUAACUGGGACGGAUUGUCCGAAGGGACUCCAUGGUAUAUUUUGUAAGGAAUGCCCAUCUGGUACAUUCAAGAAUGUUACGGGAUCUGACUCUUCUCUUUGUCGUCCUUGUCCCGUUGACGAGCUUCCAACUCGUGCUGUCUACGUCCCAGUUCGAGGUGGUGUUUCUGAGACACCAUGUCCAUAUCGAUGCGUAUCGGAAAGAUAUCACAUGCCUCACUGUUACACCGCGCUUGAGGAGUUAAUUUACACAUUUGGUGGGCCUUGGUUGUUUGGUCUCCUUCUGAUGGGUCUCCUCAUCCUCUUAGCACUUGUACUUAGUGUUGCACGAAUGAAAUUUGUUGGAGUUGAUGAUCUACCUGGCCCAGCUCCCACGCAGCAUGGCUCUCAAAUAGAUCAUUCAUUCCCUUUCCUGGAAUCACUAAAUGAGGUGUUGGAAACAAAUAGAGCAGAGCAAUCUCAGAGUCAUGUGCAUAGAAUGUAUUUUAUGGGUCCUAAUACAUUCAGUGAGCCAUGGCAUCUCUCGCACAUCCCCCCGGGGGAGAUAAAAGAGAUAGUAUAUGAGGCUGCGUUUAACACAUUUGUUGACGAAAUCAACUCUAUAGCUGCUUAUCAAUGGUGGGAAGGUGCAAUAUAUAGUAUUCUGUCAGUAGUUGCAUAUCCGCUUGCAUGGUCAUGGCAGCAAUGGCGGCGGAAGAUGAAGUUGCAAAAAUUGCGUGAGUUCGUACGUUCAGAAUAUGACCAUUCUUGUUUACGCUCCUGUCGCUCCCGAGCUUUAUACGAGGGUUUGAAGGUCGCUGCAACCUCCGAUUUGAUGCUUGCGUAUCUGGAUUUCUUUCUUGGUGGGGAUGAAAAAAGGACGGACAUUCAUACUCUUGAGGAUUGUGAACCAACAUCACCUCAGUGUGUCAGUGAAUCAGCAUGGACUGAAAUCCAACCACGGUACGGCGUGCAUGCACACAAAGAAAACUCUCCAGCACAUUUAAGAGAGAGUAUGCUCUUCAACCAGACCAACAUAAACACUGAAGAUUAUACAACACGAAGAAAGAACUAUGGAGGGAUAAUCGACCUUGACAGCUUACCGAGUCUGAAAGAGAAGAGAGAUAUGUUUUUCCUUCUCUCUUUCUUAGUUCACAACACUAAACCAGUGGGCCACCAGGAUAUGGUUGGCUUAGUUAUCUCGAUGUUACUUUUAGGAGAUUUUAGUUUAGUCUUGCUCACACUGCUCCAGCUGUAUUCGAUUUCUUUGCUGGAUGUACUUUUGGCUUUGUUUAUAUUACCUCUCGGCUUGCUUCUGCCAUUCCCUGCUGGGAUUAAUGCCUUAUUCAGCCAUGGACCCAGGCGUUCUGCUGGCUUAGCACGUGUUUACGCUUUGUGGAACUUCAUCUCCUUAGUCAAUGUGUUUGUUGCUUUUCUCUGCGGAUAUGUUCAUUAUAACACUGAAUCAUCAGCUAGCAAGAAAACUCCUUUCCAGCCAUGGAAUAUAAACAUGGGUGAAAGUGAAUGGUGGAUAUUCCCAGCAGGAUUGGUCGUGUGUAAGAUAAUGCAAUCGCAGCUCAUAAAUCGACAUGUAGCAAACCUGGAGAUACAAGACCGCUCAUUGUAUAGUAAGGAUUAUGAGCUUUUUUGGCAGUCGUGACAAAGUCUCGUCAGGUAAUUUUCCUCAGAACAACUAAAAACAGUCCUGCCCCAGUUUGGAGUGGGGAUUUCAGUUUG
This is a messenger RNA of Camelina sativa (false flax), 4476 nucleotides long. Lineage: Eukaryota; Viridiplantae; Streptophyta; Magnoliopsida; Brassicales; Brassicaceae. The record is from RefSeq and is a predicted model, not a curated record.